Messenger RNA from Fomitopsis serialis, 8223 nucleotides. RefSeq lists its product as uncharacterized. The coding region runs from base 1 to 8223 and encodes 2740 amino acids. The record is from RefSeq and is a predicted model, not a curated record. Gene Ontology annotation, biological process: regulation of GTPase activity. Lineage: Eukaryota; Fungi; Basidiomycota; Agaricomycetes; Polyporales; Fomitopsidaceae. The transcript has 35 exons.
AUGCCCGCGCGGCGCGCGUCGGCGGCCGCCCAGAACAUCGCGAGCGCGGCGUCGCGGGUUCACAAAAGCAACGGCUCGAACCAUAGCAUGUCUGGACCGUCAUCGCUCGCGCCCUCCUCCAGCAACGCGCCCUAUUCAAGCUCAUCGAUACCUAUCACACCACAGCAGAAGGUAGUAUACGUCCUGGUGAACAGGCUGAAGAGCAAGCUACCGUGCAACUCGGGUAUCACACUCACGGACGUGGAGGGGGAUGAGGCGCUACAACAAGUUAUUGAGUCUCUGGUCGAGCUGUCGCGCGAUUCGUUAGACAUCAUCGGGUGGGCCCUCACGGAAUUAUUGGAAAAGCUCAACAAGCAGGCCGAUUCCAAUGGAUACAGGAGCGUCGAGGUUCUCCAGUCCCAACUCUUCAUCCUCAAGGUACUCGCUAUAUGCAUGGCUUCGCGCUGGGGGCGUCGCCCAGAGGGCACCAGACCAGGCUCUCGCAACAGCAAGGAACCUGCCAGUGUGAACUCGAAGCCGAGUACGCCGGAGACUCGCACCCUUUCUUCUCAAAGUCGACGGCGUCAAUGGUCGACAGAGCACCUGUCCCUCCUAGCUGAGCCGCCUCCGCUCGACGACAACUGUGCCAAGUACAUCCUCAGCGUGAUGGUGCUGCUUCUGCGGCAGACGGCCCCUUUGAGAAAUCGACUGAUGUCGGCAGCGAAUAUGGAUUUUGCUGCAUCACACCACGACUUCGAGUCCGUAGAAUCGCCGGACUUCAUCAGUAGCGUAGAUGUCGGCGGGUCCGGCCUACCUCCCCAUAUCAUCUCGCUUCCGCGCAUGUUCAGGUCGAGACACGCGUCAUCGACUUCGUUGAACUCUGGCACACCUAGCGUGACAUCUACGAGCCAGGCCUCCAAGUACUCACUCGUGUACGAGAAGACAUCUGUCGUAACGUCCAAGUCGAUCUCCUCUCUCAACACACUCAUAUCCAAGUUUGCGGGGCGCGUCGUAUACCACCUUUCCGCCUCAAAUUGGCACAUCGUCUUAUCCCGCAUACGCAACAAGAUCCACUAUCUGGCCAGCACGACGGAGACGGAUCCCGACAUCAUCGACCUGCAGCUCAUGAUGCAUAGUGCACUCGAUCGAGCAAGACUUAUACAGGCUUUGCAGGAGCUAUCCUCGCUGCUCCUUAACAUGAAGCAGGAGGCGCAAGCAGCAAUUGCGAUCCCUUUACGUGUUGCUAUCUGGAACUGGAUUGACCUCUGCCCUGAGGAGUUCAACGAUACCAUUCGUCACCACCGUCGCAUGGAAGGUGCACCUGAGCGAGUCUUCGAUAUCUUGUUCGACUCCCAGGAGGCGCAACAUAAACCUAACGUGUGGCCGACCCUCACUGCCCUAGCAUGUAUCAGCUCCGAACGAACGAGGGCCGACUUCCAGUCGAACUCUUUGGGCAUGCCAAUUCCCAAGGGCAACCAGAGUCGUCGGGACCGGAACUUCUACGAGAUCAUGAUGCGCAACAUGACAUCGCAAACGGCCAAACUGUCCGAGGAGGCCUUGGUCUGCUGCUUAGACACCUGCCGGGCUGCAUUUCGUAUACGGCCUGAAGACAAUGCUGAACACGCACUGCACAUGACUGCUCAUGACCUUGCGCACGAACUGAAGCGCAUCCUGGCCAGCUGGAAUGGGAGUAAGCCUUUCUGGGAGUUUCCGGACGAGAUUGACGUUGCCAUUGUUGCCGACAUCCUUGUCACUAUCUUCCGAUACUUGUCUGAAGAGGAAGUCACGCCGAUAUUCCAGUUGUGCCUCGAGCCUGAGCGAUCGGACGCGGUCAAGAUAUCCGCAAUCAAGGCCUGUAUCACUCUCAUCGACGAAGCGUCAAAAUGCCCCUGGCAACCACCCCUCGACAGCUUGCGAGAUGCGGUGUCGGAAAGAUUCGCUCUUAUUCUCGCCGCUUCCUUGACUCGUCGUAGCGAGGUUGAUCCCUUGGGCAAUAUCAAGAAGCCUGCACUGCGCCCCAAGGCGAAACGUUACACGUCAGAAACAUUGCCUGACCGGGAACUGCUUGCAUAUUCGUUGCUGGCUCUCUUUCGCGCCGACCCAAUGCUAUAUAUCAAUGGCCUAGACGUUAGCCAGGAGUCGAAAUGGACUAAAGUGUGCGUCGAAUGUUGGCACGCCCCUGGCGACCCUGCUAUCAAGAUGAGCCUGGCGAAGACGUUCCGUAGCUGGGUGGAUAUGCUGGUGCGGCUUCCCCCCGAGCAUCCGCGCCAUCAAGUUGGCUGCAUUUGGUUGGCUACCGUCUCCCCUGCCAUACUCGCUACUGUCUGUACGAACCUAUUGCUCGCACGUACUGACCUGCAGGCGCAGCGUAUGUGGAUCAACAUGGCAUACGAGAUUAUCUACCGCUUUACGAAGUCAUCGGAGACGGAGAAGAUUCGGCGAAUUCAGAUCAAUACAGACCGCAUUCCAGCAUUCGCUGUCGCUGAAAUUGCUUUCCUUGUUGCAUUGACAUCUGCAGACACCAACGUCACUCUGACGGCUGCACACUGUCUCCGACUACUGGCUCAGGCGGAGACCGCGCCUGAUGCCCCCGCGUCCAAUGCGCUCAAUGAGGACGAGCGAGCCAAGCGGUACCCUAUUUACGAACAGCUGGCGAUCCGAAAGUCCUCGUGCGUAACAUCUAACGUAUACGUAGGUCGUAUUGGCCAUCAGAAACGCGUUCGGAGGCUCAUGCGGUUGAUGCCGUCAACAUCCCCUGUACACGUCGCCGUCUGGGAAGAAUGCUACUGGCGCUGGUGUGCGCUGAACGAGAUGGUUAUCAAAGGGUCGAUUGACAGCACUGUGGACGUCGACCCCGGGAUCGCUCCAGUGGGUGAGAAGGCCUUGACGAACGAGGAAAUACACGCUCAGUGGCAGAAUCUGACGCUCUUCCUGGCCUCGUUUGGUUCGGCAUGUCUGCGCGAUGAUGAGUCGUCAGAUGUAACGUUGGAUGUUGCGCCAUUCUUCCUGCCAGACGAGAUGCGGAUUCUUCGGAAUCCUGCCGAAUUGUUGAGCUCGUUCUUGGGCGGGCUCAUCGAUUUCCUGGUCUCUGACUCCAUUCAAACACGAGAUGCUGCAAGAGACGCUCUUGGCAGUGAAGCCAGUCCUCGUCUCUUCACCAAGAUCUUCAAGGAACUAGACAGUGUUGUUCGUGAGUUAGCGGCCAGCGAGACAGUUGAUUGGGAUUCAUUGGCCCUCUUCCUCGAACAGUUCCUUGUCAUCCUCAAGGUGCUGGUGGAGAACGAUCAGUAUCUCGAGGAGAUUCGUAGCAUGGAUCUUGGCUCGACUUUGGCCGUUAUCGCAUCCUUUAUGGGACGUUUCCAUGACUUGAACUCUUACCGCUUGCGGCUGAAGUUCUGCAGUCUAUGCGAAGGCGUGUUCAGCCAGGGGGAGUCGAUUGCCAUGCGGAAGGACAGUAGUAACAGGCAGAAGAUAGCUGACAUAGUCACUGAGUGGAUUCAAGAUCCUGCUUUGUCUGAUCAUAGUUUCGCGGCGCAACAAAGAGAGCUCAAUCUGCUCGCUUUUCGUGCAGCCGUGAAGCUAUUCGAUCGACUCGAACUCCAGGCCGCCGAUGGCACAACAGGCGAGGAGGCAGCGCACGUUGUCUCGCGGAUGUUUGUUCGUUACACCGGCGUUCUCUUCAAAGCUUGGGAAUGUUCUCGUUAUGACAUGGCUCCGACAGACGAUCGUUCCACUGACAAAUCAGCGGUCCCGGGAUUGCGCUCGUUGCAGCGGGACGGUGAGCUUCGCGAACUCGUCAUCACAGGCUAUGCUGCGCUGGUCAGUGCGAACCCUGAUGUUGGGGUGAAGCACUCGCUGCCGCUUGCCUAUGAGGUUGACAGUGCUAGGCGGGUCAUCUUCUCUUAUGUCUUCACACGGGUGCUCCCGCAAGGUAUAUCCCUGGACAGUCAGGAGCAACCCACUGUAGUUCCACGCCAAAGCAGGCUUUGCGAGCUGGUCAAAGGCCCAGAUCUGUCGCUUGCUCUAGCAAUUUGCGAAGUGUGUCCGGCCUCGGAAGUGGACAGUCUCAUCUCGGUUAUGCUCAACCUCUUCGACACGCGUUCAGCCCUGAUGACGCUUUUGAAGAACAUGAUUGACCUUGAAGUCAGUCGAACAGACAGUGAUACGGCCUUGUUCCGAGGCAAUACCACCUGUACCCGCUUCCUGUCCGCCUUCGCCAACAUCUACGGUUACAACUACCUCCGGAGCCUCAUCAUACCCCUCAUCAAGACCAUGACCUCAAUGCCACCGGGGCAUGGCUACGAGCUCGAUCCAGCCAAGGUUGGCGAAGAAAUAGCCACCGCAAAUCGUGAAACCAUCCAGUUCAUCACCUCGUCCUUCCUCCAAAUCAUCUUGUCCUCGAUUCCCGCUGUUCCACCUAUGCUUCGAGAGGUCUGUGCGCAUAUCGCAAGGUUGUGUAACAACGAGGUGUGGCCUGAAGCGAAGUUUGCGGCCGUUGGAGCGUUCAUGUUCCUGAGAUUCAUCUCGCCUGCUAUAGUCGCGCCGGAAAUCAUCGACGUUGAUGUCCCUAAGGAGGACUGGGCUCUACGCCGUGGCCUCAUGUUGGUCGCUAAGAUCAUUCAAAACUUAGCGAACAAUAUUUUCUUUGGCAAGGAACCACACAUGAUCGCGCUCAACGACUUCCUGAAGGAAAACAUCGUGAAUGUGACCAGAUUCCUCAGCGACCUCAAUAAGACGGGACCGGCUUUCCAGGAGGAAGAACCAGAAGAAUGGCUGGAUACGACGUAUGACGACACGGACACGAUUGUUCUCCAUCGUUUCUUGGAAAAACACGCUGACAGGGUUGGCAAGGAGCUGCUGAGCACCUCUAAGCCUCCGCCAACUACCGAGAAGUUGUCAGCAACGGCGACAGCCGAGAUGGCAGCGGCACAUGCGAAGCGCAUCUGGGAUUCUCUUUGUGCUGCCUUAGUCGAGCUGGGCCAACCCUUGGAAGGUCCAAGGUUGACUGUCGCCGAUAGCCAACAGCAUUCGGAGUAUCUGGACCUGAUGACGAGGUAUGAGUAUAGGGAUACAAGCUCGGUGCAAGGCCUCUUUGUCGAGACUCCGACACCUACGUCUUCAAAGGCUAUAUUCGUUCUAGCGGUGUCGCGGAUAGACGUCGAAAUCUUGGAUAUUGAGCUGUUGUUGUUCUAUAUCUUCAAGACUGUCGCAUCUUCGUCACACGGAGACCGAGACUUCGAUAUCAUCUUCGACUUCACUUGUUUCACUCUGGCCUCACAACUUCCUCUGCAAUGGCUGAAGUUCGCAUACGAGGUCAUACCUUCUGACAUACGUCGCCGGUUCGAUACAGCGCACAUCCUGACCCCUAACCAACUCGCGACGAAGUAUCUGAAGCGACUCUACAAUCUUUCCUCUGGCAUCGAGUUCUCUAGCGAGUGCGCUACAUAUUCCUCCGUAGAAGAGCUCAUCGAUCAUCUGCCGGACGGAACAUCUCUAGCUGCACUUGACUAUGCCCUUGCAUUGGAGUCUGAGCCUCGUACACGAUUUGACGAAGUUACCAUGCGACAUACCCACCCUAUGCGGGUACCGGUAAGCCUCGAAGUUGCGCAAGGCCAUCUACGCAUCACGACGUUGAAAGCCUUGCCCAUCGGAGGUACAAUGUCUUGCAGAGCCACCGAUAUCAUCGCACUCUCGGAUGUGAACGACAUCUACAACGUUUCGACUGGCCACGAGACGCACGAGUUCAUUAUUCGCAAGAUUCGUCACGGCGCUACUUUGUACUUUUCUUCGCAUGCGCGAGAUAACAUUGUAAAGGCAAUUCGAACAGCUAAGAGCACAAUGCGGAGCGUGCAACUUCCAGGUACAGAACGGCGAUCGCGGUUUUCGAACGUUGUCGCUACACUCCUGCAUGUUGGAAUGCUCGGCGUCAACUCCCGCGAAGAGGAUGUGCGGAUCGCGGCCAAUGAACUCCUGCAAGCAGUCUGCAUCUAUCUCGAUUUCGAGGGGAAGCCGCUCGUCGCCUCCAAAAGUUCCUUGGUCAAUGGACUGCCAGAGCCCUUUUUGGUCCAACUGAGCGAAGGCUUAGCUACCUUUGCGCCCCAUCUCACGCUUGACUUCGUGACCGAGAUAUCGACCAGCAUGGGCAGGGAAUCAAUACCCGACCGGAUCUUGUGCAUCCAGUACAUGGCACCUUGGCUGAGGAAUCUAGCGUACUUCAUGGACCCCACAAGCAAGCACUAUGAUCCCUCGACUACGAAGUUCCGGGAUUGCGUCCGCGUUCUAGUUGACCUGACCAUGGCAGACAAUGAGCUUCACAACAUGGUGCUCAAGUACAUCUGGGCGGAGAUUGGUAGACUGGACAGCCCUGUCGUCAAUGCUGUUCUGGACGAGUUAAUGCGAGCCGCGGUUGAUGGCGGGGUCGCAUCCGUCAGAUGCGAAAGGGUUGCGGACACUAUGAGUGCGAUCACGUCCAUCAACGUCCGAGGUCGCAUACUGUCCCGAUUACGCAAGGUCGUCGGCAAGACCUCUACGAAGCCAACAAAAAGCCUUGCAGACAACGUGCACUGGAAUGAAAUCUCGUGCUUGGUCAGGUUAGCCCUAGUGGCAGGUCAUCAUUGCAAGAAUGUCGUGCAGAGCCAGCUCUUCGUACCCGAGACUGUACAUCUCGUCACCCUCACGGCAGCAACAGGGCAGACUUACGUCCGCACGGCGGUAUACGGGAUCGUCGUCAACCUGCUGAACGCACUGUACACAGCUCGUCUGGCGGACACGGCGGCAAGUCCAGAUAUUCAGCAACUAAUCAACGAAUGCGAGCAGCCGGAGACGCUUCGACUGUUUGGGCUUCUGCGACCAACGCCCACAAGUGACUACGUCAACCUCGACCCUCCCAGCGACAAGCUAUACGUCGAUACGAUGGAGAGCCUUGUCCGAUUCCUCUCACGGGUGUUAGAGACAAUCGCGGGGAGCAAGGGCCUGUUGAACGUCUGGCGUGCGCGAUGGAUGAGCUUGAUCACGUCGUCAGCAUUUCAACUCUCCCCUGCCGUGCAAACUCGUGCUUUCGUUGCGUUGGGUGUCCUCGCGACAUCUGAUGUCGACGAUGAUUUACUGUACCAGAUGCUGGUCGCCUUCAAGACGGCGUUGUCGCAGUCGAGCGAAAACGAGACAACAUCGGUCGUGAGCAUGUUGCGUUGCAUCCGUAACGUCGUCCCCGCUUUGCCUCGCUAUUCCCGCUAUCUUUGUCAACUCUUCUGGCUCGCUGUCGCUCUUCUUCAGUCCAGCCACAUGGUGCUUUAUGUGGAGGCCAUUCACCUGCUUCGCGAGACCGUCGAGGUUAUGGACAGCCAGGGUGCGUUCGAGGAAAAGGGUGUCUCAGCCACGCUCUUGGAUGGCCGGGCGGCGCUUGAAGACGUAGCAUGCCAACUCGACCAGCUCCUCGGUCUUUCUUUCGAAUCAAACUUUUCAUUCUCCUUGGCCGCCGUCAUCUUCAAGGGCAUCCGGCACGCAAACCUCAGGGACCCGGCCGAGGCUGCAUUACGAACGCUCAUGAAGACCACUGUCCGCUCAUGCGGGGAAGUCGAACACGCCGACGACGGGCCUGGCUCGCCUAUGUGCCAGCAGAUUCUAGGCUACUUCCUUGCAUUGAUCCCAACCUCGACAACGACAACUACCUUCAAGCGACUUUUGGAAGAGUCAGGAGUCGAUUCAUCCUGGUUGUCGGAUAGCUUGAUGACCGCAAGUAGUGACGAUGAUCCGGUCUUCAAAGUCCCAUUCGCUCUCCUGGGGCUGUCGGACGUCAAUACGGUCCUCUUCGUAACGUCAUUCGUCGGUGCAAUCAUGCAGACAGCGCAAGGCGACGACACGGAAUCACAAAUGUUCUGCAAUCUGUUGUCGGACAUCGCUGAUGCUUUCCCCGACGUGGUCUCAAUGGCGUACGAGAGUCUGCAAGAUAGGAUCAAGGAAGCUUUCGCGAAUUCCGCGAGUCCAGCGAUCUUGUGCGCUGUGUCGAACCUGUUCAGAGUAGCUGUGCACGAUGCCGGAAGCAAUGGGACUGCGCCGGGCUCUGCGUCGUCCUUGAGCAUCGAGGACGGCCUUCCUCACGGACCAGGUCGCAGCCAUCUCUUCGCACUAGAGGAGCAAGGGAUGCAGGGUUUGGCGAACAGCUUCCAAUUCCUGCCCCCGAACCAAGGUCAUGCGACGAAGAUGAUGAAUUGGAUCUCGGAGUUGGUUAUGAAGAUUAUCGAGUGA